Molecule: messenger RNA, 1527 nt
Organism: Beauveria bassiana ARSEF 2860
Lineage: Eukaryota; Fungi; Ascomycota; Sordariomycetes; Hypocreales; Cordycipitaceae
Product: Zn(II)2-Cys6 binuclear cluster domain-like protein
Exons: 2
Coding region: 1-1527 (508 amino acids)
Biological process (GO): regulation of DNA-templated transcription
Molecular function (GO): DNA-binding transcription factor activity, RNA polymerase II-specific; zinc ion binding
Source: RefSeq, a predicted model, not a curated record
AUGUCGACAUCUCGGAGCCCCAAUUUUGGCGUCAUCAUUGACUCGAGCACCCGCCGCUUUGCCUGUGACCAGUGUCAUUUCCAGAAAUUGCGCUGCACAAGACCCGAUGAUAGCAAUUCUUGUGCGCGUUGCUAUCGCCUAAAGAGGCCCUGUGUUUGGAGUUCCCCGCUUCGCAGCGGCCGACCACCUAAGAUCCCACGUCUUGCAGCGGAUACUGCAACUGACACGACAGACGCAACAGACGCAUCCGACGCACCAGAUGGUACAACACGCACUCCCCCGCAGGCGGACAUUCCGCGCGUAGUGUUCGCAGAGGAUGCCACUGUCGACCCUCCCUCAGCAGCAACAACCACAGUAGGAGCAGCAGCAGACUCUGCGCCAGCACUGACACCUGCGGAGACACCAUCAUAUAUACUCGACUGGAGCUUCUCCGAAUUUUUUGGCAUUCCAAGUCCACGCUCUCUUCCGGGUGACACUCAGUCUCAUGCAUUUGCGUUUCCCGUCCACCACCCCGGUGGUAUUAGCGUCGAACAGCCCCCAACGCCGUUCGCCCCGGAGUCCAUCACCGAGAACCACUCCCAUGACGCAACCCACAAACUGUCAGAGCUGAAUACUGCCCUCCUCAGACUCAACAACUCCCUGCACGGGGAGCCUUGGGCGAGCAUGUUUGAGUCUCCUUCCACCCUUGCUGCUCUCUUGGCCUCUUGCGAUCAACAAGCCACUAAGAUAGUCUACGAAUAUCCGCUCGUCGAGAUUUUCGAGAAAACGCAGGCUUUUACCAACCUUGCUAAGCUGACCACUGCCACACCGGCAUCCGCAGCAACUGGAGUCCAGCCUUCAUCUACAGCUACAGACUCGUUUCGGGGCAGCCCCAACAGCUGGACCUCGUCGUCCUGCAAUGCUGCGAUACUUAGAAAUCCGUUGACGCAAUCGUUCCCAAAGCGACCGGCAAAGAUAUCGAAGACUAGCGCCAAUCUCUCGAGCGCACUUGUUCUGGCAACGUGCUAUGCUCACAUACUUGACAUUUUUCUGACCGUUUUUACGCAAAUGUUAUAUUUCAAAGAAGCACUCGACGCCAUAGCCGCUUCGACUGGCAUUGAUUAUCGUGCCAAGAUCAAUCCAGUCAUUCCCCCACUGCAGUUCGGCGGGUUCCAGCCGACGCACAACGGGGCUCUGCAGACGCUCGUCAUAGUCCAGAUAGCCAUUUUUCUACUUGAUGAGAUAGAGCGUACACUGGGGAUUGAUGAGUGGGAGCGUUACGUAACGACGCCACGUGAAAUCAACCCUGACCACUCGUCUCAGUCGAGGCCAGCCAAGAGGUGGUGUGGUUUCGACUCUGAUGAUUUUCCCAGUCAGGACUUGCCGCCGCAGACAAACCCUAUCCUAGAAAGAACAGGCUUAACAUGGGAGAUGAUCGAGAUGGUGGUUCGGGAGGAUGACGAUUCCAAACCCGGAGGACGGCUAGGGAAAAUCGGAACACUUCGGAAGAUGGUUAAGAACAUAAAACAGACAACCAGACAGUGCUAA